AUGUCAAAGGUCCUGAUUAAUUAUUUAAAGAAACAAGUUGAGGAGCUACGUAAUCAGAACAGCCAGCUUGUGCUGGAAAAUGAACAAUUAAAAACAACACUCAAGAAUUCAGCGCCAACAACUCCGAAGAAACAAGAUAAGCAGAAUGUUGAAGAAAUAAAGAAGUCCGCAAAAGAAUUUGAUGAUCUAGUUUACUGUAAUACUCAACUCGCCCUCGCAAACGAAGCUCUCGCAGAUACAAUUGAACAGCUAAAAGAAGAGCUUGCAGCAACGAGGAAGAACGAAGAUAGCACUAUUGGCGAGUAUAAGACCGAUCAGUUCAUUGCCAAAGUCCAAGAAGAGAUGAGAAAAGAAAAAUUAAAUUCCGAUAAAUUAGCAGAGGAAAACAAAGAACUUAAAACAUUGUUAUUAGAGCAAAACGAAAAACUCAAGAAACUAAGAGCAAAUUCACCAAAGAAAUCAAACGAAAAAGGAAAAAAUCAAGAAUUAAUCAAAGCUUUGCAUCUUGAUCCAGAUACGGCCAAAUACAUCAACGAACUACCUGAUGCUAAGGGCUUCGCUCAAAUUCAAACUAUCAUCAACCAAAUUAACGAAAAAAGUAAAUUACAAUAUGAAGUCUUAAAUGGCGUUCUUUUCGAGUUAAAGAAAUUAAUGGAAGCAGAAAUGAAUACUCCUGGUACUCGUGAUCGGUUAUUCAUUGAUUUCGUCGAUCAAAAUAUUAAAAUUCACGGAGGAGGCAAACAAAUCGCUCUUCUUACAGGAACAAACCUUUCAAACAGAGCUGUCCCUUUGGAGAAGUUCAUAGACAAAGAAGAUCCUCUUUACCAGCUUUUUAUCGCUCAAUUUUUGUUAUCAUGCAAAUUAAUCAAACAAAACUCGCGUUACACCGAAGAAUUCGAGCGUAUUAACAAAGAAAUGGCCAAGCAUGGCAUGAAGGACAUCAGUGAACUUGAAAACGUCAUAGUUUCUUCGAUGAAUAAUGAAGAUGAAAAUGAUUCUUUAUUAGAACGGAACGCAAAGGUCACAGAAACGAACAGAUUAUUAUCAGCAGAGAACACACAGCUCGCAGACCAUCUUGCAGAGCUUUCCAAGGAUCAUUCAUCAUUAUCAUUAAAAUUAACAGAGAAAGACAAACAAAUAGACACUCUUAAGAAGAUGAACUCGCUUCUUAAAGGAGAAAAUGAAGAUCAGAAGGCUCAAAUCACUCAGUUAAUGGAUCAAAUUUCGAAUAUAAGUAAUCCAAUCACAAUUAAGUCCCAUUCUGACAUUAUAUCAGCAGGAAUUGUUGAUGAUUUGAGGAAUAAAGUUUCUAAGCUUCAAUCAAAGGUCAGACAACUGAAAAGGAAGCAAAGAAACGAAAUUUCCGAGUUAACAGGAAUUUAUGAGUCCCAGAGGAUGUCGUUAUCACAGAGUGCUGAAAUAUAUCUAUCGCAGGCAUCAGCUGAAGCCAGGAAACUCCCAGAAGACCUUCAAAAGUCAAAUCUCGACAUAAUGAGGAAAUCUAAUGAAAUAGAAGACCUCAGACGCCAAAUUGAUAGUCUAAAGAGAGGAAAGGCAACAUUAGAAGCGCAGUUAAACGAAUCAGAAAGGAAGAAUUCCAAAUUAUUACAAAGUUCUCAAGAAAAAGAGAUCCAGUUUGCAAAAGAACUCGCUGAAAAGCAGAGGGAAGAUAAAAGGAAGACGAAAGAGUUGAAACAGUCCGCUGUUUGGCCUUUCCUUUGCGCUGCAAACAUGGUCGCUUUGGAAUAUGGAAUUAGCGUUGAUGAUAUCAAUGAUUUCGCUAGAGUAAUGCAAUUGGCAAAGAAAGAUAUUAGCAAUUUGAGAUACUUCCAACAAAACUCUGUUAAAUUUACGAAAUAA
Molecule: messenger RNA, 1860 nt
Organism: Trichomonas vaginalis G3
Lineage: Eukaryota; Parabasalia; Trichomonadida; Trichomonadidae
Exons: 1
Coding region: 1-1860 (619 amino acids)
Source: RefSeq, a predicted model, not a curated record